UCUUCUUUUCACUCAGGUGCAUUAUCCUGCUGUUGUUCUUUAAAGCCCACGUCACACAGGUGGCAGUUGCUGCCACUGCUAAAAACCAUGGAGGAAAUGUCUGAUUUCACAGCUUAUAAUGCAUCCCCGUGCACAAUCUUGUCCUCUGCUCCUAUAGAAGUUGAGUCAUCUUUGCCUUAUCAAGCAAACAUAAAGAAAGUGCGCUUACACUGCUAUAGCUGGUUGUUUAUUACAAAAACUGUGUCAGACUGGUGUGGAUUCUCAUCACCUGGAGAAUUGGACAGAAAACAGACCGGCUCUCCUGGUCCUUGCCUCCUUCUCAUCUCAUCUUAUUAUUAUCAUACUUCAUCCGCCCCUCAACAUCACUACAGAUCUAUUCAUAGCUUUUUUUUUUUUUGUCUAAUUCCAGCGACCAGCCCACUUAUUUUUACUUCUGACUUUUUUUUGCUUGAUUCACUCACCCAGCUCAACACAGCUGCAUAUCAAUUUUUAAUAUAGUGCUAGCUUCCCCUCUUACUUUCUUUUUAUUUUUGAACACUUUUCUUUUUAUUUUGUCUUUUUAUACCUGGUGCUCUGGUCAUUGCUCUAAAGGUUCAGACCCAGUGACCACCGGACAGUAUGUGGUCCAACUUCUAUGUGCAGAAGGAAGAGGAGGGUCGUGCUGGGGGGGCUGGAGCUGCACAGGCUGGGGCUUUGGGGGGAAUGAAAGGUUUUAGAGGACAAAGGCGGACCAAUAAGAUGAGUGACAGCCAAGAGGGGAAGAUUAAGCUGGCAUUCUUCGUGUCUAUCGUUGGCGUGACCCUGACAGUCUUGGGCAUGGGGACAGAGUUUUGGGUGGAGCUGGCCCAACCAAAGACUUUCAGUGGCAACCAGACCUGCCAGAUGGCUCAUUAUGGCCUGUGGAAGGGCUGCAUCCGUACCCUGUGGGUGUCUGACAUAGACCCAGAGAGGACAAGCUGCGGCCCUGCUGACCUACCUGGAGAAUCCAACUGCACCUACUUCAAAUUCUUCACCUCUGGGGAGAAUGCAGUCAUAUUCAAGAAGACGACUAACAGGAAUCUGAAUCUAACAGCAGCUGUCUUGGCACUUUUGAGCCUGACCAUGAUGGUGAUGGGCUCCAUUUGUAUAGUUAUGUCCCUCAGCAAAGCAGUGCCGUUCUUCCUCAAACCAGCCUCCUUCUGCUUCUUUCUAUCAGGUGUGCUAGUCCUACUGUCAGUCCUGAUUUUCCACCAGUCCGUGCUGGCCUUGCUGUCCAGCGACCACUCCGUGCCUCUACACCAUGAGCUGUCCUGGUCUGUGGCCUGUGUGGGAUCAGCAGGAGCCAUUCUCAUUUUUGGAGGUUUCCUCUUCCUCCUCCUCACGCUUCCUUUCAGCCCCUGGCAGAAAUGUUGGCCUCACAAGAAUAGCGCCACCUAGUCCAUAAAUGCUGAAAUGAGUGUCGUCUACAGUGUUCUUAACUUUUGAGAGCAACCAAAAAGGCGUGAAAACCUUAGGCACUAAAACUUUAGUUGCCAACACUUAGUCCUUCACAACUUUAAUCUGGCGUGUUAUAUAGCGGUGCUGAAAUACACUGUAAACUCGGCAUGUUGAAACUUAACACCUUUUGAGCUACACUGAACGUGAGAACAACUAUGAAGUGUUUUUUAUUAUUAUCAUUAUUAUCUAGAAAAUCUCUGCAUGACCCUAUUUGUUUGUGCCGUCAAAUCACUGUUUUAAAAAUGAAUGUGCUUCAUGAUGUUGUCAGUGACUAUAACACCAUGAUUACAGUUCGCUUAGGUUUUACUAUUGAAAAGCUUGGGACAAUUUACAAAACGGUCAUAGUUAAUUAUAUAAAACUUUGUAAGCUUUCUAAGGGUGGUUAAACUUUGUAAUCAUGUUUACAAUAAUAAUCUUGGUUAAAUUCCAGUUUUUUAAAAGUUCCACUGAUCCACUCAAACUCCAUCCCUCUGAUAUUCAGAUGCAGACGGAUUUGUUGGUAUCUUUACAACUCAUUGAGACAACGCUUUAUUUCUCCUAAAAAUUAUCACAGUAAAAGCAGUUUACUCCUGUAUACCUGCAUGCCUUUAAUUUGUAAUAUAUUAAAUAUUAAAUAUGAAAAAGGAAGUAUUUUUUGUUUAUUUCAGAUAAAUAUUCUGGAUUAGCUUGGAAAGAUUCGCUAGUACCCCAAAAAAUGAUCACAAGUCAUCGUAUUGAAGUCAUUUUUCAAUCUGACUUUUAAACCUUCAUUAGCAUCACAGAUGUCUUUAAUUUAUUUACCCGGCAAUCAGAUCAUUAAAAGAGAGAAAAUCGACACAAUUUUUUCUAGAUUGGUAUCAUUGUGACCACAACGCUGCACGAGGACCAGAGUAGACCAGAGGAAAGGCAACAGUUGUCUGAGGAAAUCAGAAAGAAAAUGAUUCUAAAAGCAUUUUCAUGACUAUAAGAACAGUGAGAAAAAAGUAAGAAAAAGAAUAUAAAAACAUCUCCAAACAGCGUCUCAUCAACAAAUGUGUCCAUGUCUGUGAACGGUCAGAGGCUCCACAACAACCUCCUGAUUCCUCUUUUGUCCCAGUCAGAAACAGCUGCUUGAGGCCUUUUCCACUUGAGUGUAACCUUAAACGUAUGUCUUUCUAAAUAUUGUUGACUAUUCCUGUUUGUCUUGCAAGAGCGUGACAAAAAUAUCAUUAGAUGGAAAGGAAAAAAAUAAACUUGAUGCAAUAAAAUGAUAAACGUUAAGCCUUCCUAUGACUUUUUUGUCCUUAGCUAUAAAGGCUUGUUUUUGGUAAAAAAGAAACCAUCAGAAUGUGUUUGCACUAACACUAGCAGCAAAUACUCCUCUGAUCAUUUCAGUACAGAGACAUCAAUAAGUACAGAGAAAGUAUAGAUUACUUUGAGAAAAACUAAUCUAUAGUGCACAAUAAAACUAUUUGUAUUCUGCCAAUAAAUUCAGCCACGUUUUGAACACUUUGUACGUGAAAAGCUGCUAUUUGCUGGCACUAUUUAUGUCUUACAUUGUUGUCUGCAGUGAUUGCUUGAGUGCCGCGUUAAUGUACUCGAUAAUUAAUCUCAACUUGUGAGAACGGAUUAAAAUACUUACACCAGACAAGUGAAUGGGUGCACUUUGUUACUCACUUAAUAAGCUCAACUAUGUACAUAAAAUAAACAUGUUUUUUUGUUAAAUGUAUGUCAAAUUGUCUCCAGCAAUUUUAUUUGCCCCAUGUAUGUAUGUAUGAAUACACUUAUUUUGAUUAAUUUUUUGAUUUCAUUUAUCUGAUAGU
Messenger RNA from Cololabis saira (Pacific saury), 3257 nucleotides. RefSeq names its product calcium channel, voltage-dependent, gamma subunit 6b (gene cacng6b). The transcript has 5 exons. Gene Ontology annotation, biological process: calcium ion transmembrane transport; regulation of calcium ion transmembrane transport via high voltage-gated calcium channel. Gene Ontology annotation, molecular function: voltage-gated calcium channel activity; calcium channel regulator activity. The record is from RefSeq and is a predicted model, not a curated record. NCBI's taxonomy places the organism in Eukaryota, Metazoa, Chordata, Actinopteri, Beloniformes, Belonidae. Gene Ontology annotation, cellular component: L-type voltage-gated calcium channel complex; membrane. The coding region runs from base 619 to 1416 and encodes 265 amino acids.